Boeremia exigua is the source of this 1965-nucleotide messenger RNA. Its product is annotated as bacterial alpha-L-rhamnosidase. Gene Ontology annotation, biological process: carbohydrate metabolic process. The record is from RefSeq and is a predicted model, not a curated record. Bases 190 to 1848 code for a protein of 552 amino acids. NCBI's taxonomy places the organism in Eukaryota, Fungi, Ascomycota, Dothideomycetes, Pleosporales, Didymellaceae. The transcript has a single exon.
GACCUUCGUGCCUACCCACACGGAUGGGACGCACCCGGCUUUGCAGAGGAUGAGAAAUGGAAGAAGGCAACGCCAGUCACUGGGCCAAGGGGCAAGCUGAAGUACCAGAAUCAGCCGCCAGUCGUCCUUCAUGAGACGUACAAGCCGAAGACACAGAAGACACUCGAGCCUGGCGUUGUUGGCUUCGACAUGGGCCAAAAUAUGACCACCAUGAUCAAAGUCCACGUCCAAGGACCUGCAGGCUCCGAGGUGAUCAUCCGCUUCUCAGAGACGGUCGGAGACGAUGGCAAAGUGCUGAUGCCGGACCCCCUGUUUAAGGCCUUCGAGACGGAUGUGUUCUGCAAGUUCACUCUCGCGGGAACAGGCGUCGAAACUUGGGAGCCUGAUUUCUGCUUCACAGCUGCGCGUUACAUCCAGGUCGAGGGCGUGGCGCUCGAAUCUGACAACCCCAACGGCCUCCCCACCAUCCUCUCCCUCGAGAGUCGCCACAUCUCCUCCGCAGCCCGGCGCCUCGGCACCAUGACGACGGACAAAGAAGACUGCAACCAGCUGCUCAACAUGUGUUACUGGUCCUUCGUUUCAAACCUCUUCAGCUACCACACCGACUGCCCGCAGAUCGAGAAGUUCGGCUGGCUCGAAGUAACGCAUCUUCUCGCGCCCGCCACUCAAUACAUCCGCGACAUGGAGGCGUUGUACAGCAAGAUCCUUGACGACAUCGUCGACACACAAGAACCGAACGGCCUAUGCCCGACCAUGGCGCCCGAGAUCCGAUACAUGUGCGGGCCUCUGCACGAUACAAUCACGUGGGGCGGCGCCGUCGCGCUGCUGCCCGAGUUACUGCGUUUCUACUACGGCAGCACACACGUCUACACAAAGCUGUUCGACCCGUGCGUGCGUUACAUGGAGUACAUCGCGACCAAGGAACGUGACGGCGGGCUGAUCGAGCACGGCCUGGGAGACUGGGGCCGCGACAUUGCGUUCGGAAACAACCAGGCCAAUAUCGAGACAGCGAUCUACUACCGCUGCCUGCGCAACAUCCAGCACAUGGCCGCCGAGCUGCACAAGCCAGACCAAGAAGAACGCUUCAAGGCUUGGGCCGACCGCAUCUACGCCGCAUACAACACCAACCUGCUCAUAACAGACAAGGAGAAGUACCCCUACGCCUUCUACACCUCGCGCGACACCCCAGGCGUCUUGGAUAGGAACAUGGUCGCGCAGGCCUUCGCGCUGCAAUUCGACCUCGUCCCCGCCGCUCACAUCGCCGACGUCCAAGCCGCCUUCCUCGCCGACUGCGACGCCUCCGGCCACCGCAUCCAAGCCGGCGAGAUCGGGCUCAAGUACCUGUGGAACACGCUCGCCGACGUCGACCGCCCGGACAUCGUGCUCACCAUGGCGCGUCAAGAGGAGCACCCCAGUUACAUGCGAUUCCUGCGCCGCGGCGAAACAACGCUCAACGAGUUCUGGCAGGACGCGUGCCGCAGCAAGUGCCACGACAUGCUGGGCACCGUGUACGAGUGGUUCUACGAGGCGGUGCUGGGCGUCAAGUGCGAGACGCAGGCGUACCGCACGUGGACUGUUAAGCCGCCGCUGAAGUCAGAGUUUGGGCAUGUCAAGGGCGAUGUUGAUUGUCCGUAUGGCAAGAUCGAGGUCGAGUAUACGAAGAGUGCGGAUGGCGGUGUGGCGAUGAAGGUCACCGUGCCGACGAGCACGACUGGGUAUCUGCUGCUGCCACGUGAGGAGAGCGAGGCCGAUGUCACGCGGGUGCAGACGUCGCAGGGUAAGGCGACACAGAAAGGGAGGAGGAUCGCGUUGAAGCCGGGACGCUAUGAGAUAGUCGUGAGAGCGUGAAGAUCAGACAUGCUUCUUAGGUAUCUGCUUCUUGUGUUUUGGAGGCCUCGAUUGCAGUCUCUUCCUCAUCUAUGACAUAUCACUUGAAUAUCCGAAAUGCAAUGACUACGAUAAGAG